UCGCUAUCGAGACGGUGCGCGAGUUGGCCGCGCGCGCGUAUCUACGGUGAAGCCGGACCGCACCAACGCUGUCGUUGUCGUUACCGAACGCGUGCGCGCGCACGCUCUCUCACACUGGCCCAGUGCGCUAUCACACGCAAACGCACGCACGCACACUCCCCCUCGGUCCUCGCUCGCUCAUUCUUUAUCUAUCGCCGUCGUCGGUUCGUCGCGGUGUGUUUGUGUUUCUCUUUCUUUCGAAAUUUCGUUUUUUUUUUUUUUAUUUAUUUAUUUAUUUUUUUUAUUAUCACGUUAACAAACACACACAGUACACACUACGCACACGGAUAUCCCACACGCGGCGUGGCCCGACAUCGGGCACCAUCGUAAUAUUGUAUUGGUAUAGGCGCGCACAACACAUUUUGUGGGACGCCAAAAAUCCUCUCUCCUCGCGCCACUCUCCCACUAAUUUCCGAACACUAGACCGUUCCGUCGCCGUCUCACUGGUUGUCGUCCGCCGACCGACUCGUCCGCUGAGACGUUAUAUCAUUAUUACUAUUAUUAUUAUUAUUUAUUAUUAUUAUUAUUAUUACUAUUAUUAUUAUUAUUAUUAUUAUUUUCAUUAUCGUGUACAGUGUACACGCUCGCACGCACAUAGGCGCGUAAGGGUCCGAUCCGGUGCGCGCGCGACGUUAUCGCGUUUCGAAUUGUCGACGGGGGAAAAAAAAAUUACCGAAUAAAUAAAUACACGAAAAACGUUUUAGUGAACGUCAUCCCGAGUCCCUAAGCGACUCGCCGGCCACUGCCACAAUACACUAUACACAACAACAGCAACAGCACUCAGCAGCAGCAGUAGCAGAACCACCGUCACCGAUCGACCGUUGCAUUGUUCGCGCGCGACGACAACGAUCAAAUCUCGAGACGACGUCCUUGGCUCGAUCGUGUCACGCACGCGUUCGCAUAACUUCUGCUCGGUCGACCCAUAGCCGUCACUCGUCGCUCGUCACUGUCGUCAGCCGGACCAGUCGCCUGGACGCGAGUUGCGUGCGCGCGCCGUCGAACACGUAGGUAGUAACUGUAAUAUUAUUAUCAUCGCGGACGGCGCACAAUCUCGUGGUCUGAAGGGACCACCGACCUCCUCCGCCGCCGCCGGAUCAUGGGUCUGGCCACCAAUAUUCUGGUACACGUGCGUGUCGACGAUACGUGAGCAACAGCGACGGGCGGCUAGCCGUCGUGUGCGGACGUUUUGGUGAUAUUAUGUUGGUGGCGGCGGUGGCGUUACGCUAUAUUGUUGUUUGAUGGUGGUAGCCGUAUUGCCGUGGAACCAUGACCGCACAGCAGCAGCAACAGCAGCAGCAGCAGCAGCAGCUGAAGUUGUUCACGUACUCGAUGAUCGAGCGCAAGGACGAGAUCGAAGAGAAAUACGAACGGUGUUAUCAGACUCUCCAGAGUCUAACGACUGGCUUCAAUGACCGCGAGUACCAUGAUGCGCUCACUAGCCACAUCAGCAAGGACAAGAGCCAAGAGGAAGUCAUCAGUUUGGGGCUGUUGACUGCUAUUCUUUUGGAUACGAAAAACGCUGACAAAAUAUAUAGAGAUUUAACUUUGUUAUCGCGUGAUGGUCUACAAAGUGUUAUAUCUCAUUUACAACAAUUUACUUUAGAAAAAUGGAGUCGACUUUUAGAUGCUCCUCGCAAACAACUUUUGUGGUUAGUUCGCGAAAUGGUACGCAACAACAUUGCUGGUGUAGAUAAUCUUUGUUGGAACCUGAUGCGAAAUGCAGCAGGUGGUGAUAUUUCUACAACUAACAUUGCACUCAUUGAGUAUUUCCUUGAUCUUUAUCAAGACCAUAGAAAAUGGUUAGAGAGAUUUCCUUGGUUGAUAGCAUCCGUUGUGUAUUCUUUUUUACGUUUUAUUGAAGAUCACAGUAGUUUAAUUCCUCUACGCAAUCGAGAAGUGGCAUUUACUAUAUCUUUACUACGUGAUCGUUUCACAGAUUGUUUGGUUAUUGGUCGAGAUUUAGUUAGAUUACUACAAAAUGUUUCACGUAUACCAGAAUUUGAAGCAUUGUGGAAAGAUUUACUUCAUAAUCCUCAAUCAUUAAGUCCGACUUUAACAAAUGGUAUUAUACAAAUAUUGGAAACCCGAACAUCUCGAAGAUUUUUACAAUCACGACUAACACCGGAUAUGGAACGUAAAUUGGUGUUCUUUACUUCUUCGGUUCGAUUUGGUCAUCAUAAAAGAUAUCAGGAAUGGUUCCAAAACAAAUACUUGAACACACCAGAAGCACAAUCUCUAAGAAGUGAUUUAAUCCGAUUUAUUGUUGGAUUAAUACAUCCUACAAAUGAAUUGUUGUGUUCAGACAUUAUACCUCGUUGGGCUGUUAUUGGUUGGCUUAUUACCACGUGUACAUCAAAUAUAGCUUUAGCUAAUGCCAAAUUGGCUCUAUUUUAUGACUGGAUUUGUUAUGAUCCAAAACACGACAAUAUUAUGAAUAUUGAACCAGCAAUUUUAGUUAUGCUUAACUCUUUACGUAUUCAUCCAACAGUAACUGCUAGUUUGCUGGACUUUUUAUGCCGAAUUAUUCCUAAUUUUUAUCCAGCUCAAUCAGAGCGAAUACGCAAUGGUAUUUUUGUUUCAUUGCGGCAAAUUCUUGAUAAAAGGGUGUUAGCAUCAUUAGUUCCUUUGUUUACAAAUCCUCGAUUAGAUGGUGAACUUAGAGCUAUGAUACAAAAUACUUUCCGAGAAUUUUGUGAUCCACCUGCUGUUCAGGGUGAUCCUGUUAAAAAUGAUGACAUAAUGGAUAAUUUACUUUCUACACUUAAAGAUGAAUUAAUAGCAGAAAAUGAUGAUAUCUCAUUUAGUGACGAAGAAUCUGACACAAGUCCUAAGAAAAAUAUUAUUCUUGAAAAUAACAGUAUACCUGCUAUUAAAACUACCCCAUUGAAAGUUAAACUAAAAGAAAAAAAUAUUCUUCCACCUGAUUUGGAUAAAGAAGCUUUGCAAACUUUAACCAAAGAAUUGAGACUGGAGACUGAAACUUUAUAUUUUGAAAAGGAUAAUGAAAGAAAAUGUGAAGCUAUGGAAAAAAUUGUUCAGUUAAUUGUACAGGAUGAUGAUAUAUAUCCUGAAAUGAUAGCAGCAUUAGGUUCUUGUAUUUCAUGUUUAUUGAAAAAUCAAAUUGAAGAAAAGAUCUUCCCAUCUGUACUUAAUGACAAUGCAUUGGAAGACAGUAUUGGAAAACCAAUAUUUGUAAUGUUUCGUAGUCUAACACAAUUUACUGAAGACGACUCUCGUAGGUUACAACUUUUAUCAUUGCUAGCUGAAAUGAGAACACACCAAACUAGAAUUGGAUAUUUAUUGCUUUAUUAUUUGCAAGUGAGCAGCUUAAUAAACAACAACGCUGAUAGGAAAAUGAAUAAUAGUAUCAAAUCUCAUGUAUACAAAGAAUUUUGUGAAACCCAAGAAGUUGAAUUAAAUGAAUGUUUAUUGAGUGAUCUUCAGCUGUGCCAAGAAGAUGAUACUUCAAUGUUUUGUUGGCUAAUCCCAGCUGUAUAUAAUCAGUUUUCCAAGAUUGUUGUUGGAAAUGAAGAUUUCUUACACUUAGUUGUGUCUUCUACUGAUGGCUCACAAAUACAAGAAAUAAUUUGUCUAAUUUUGCAAGGUAAAUUAAACAUGUUCCGAUCUGAUGCAGUACCGUCAUUAGCAACUAGUUCAUUAGAUUGGGAAACAAUGGAACAAUAUUUUUUUUGGCAAUUAGUGUCUGCACAUGCCAUUGAUAUAAAAGUGAUAUUAUCAAAUAUUACAAAAUUAGACUAUAAUAAUCACCCUGAAACCCUGACUAGCAUUUUGCUCACGCUAAAAAAAGAAAAGCCUACUUUAGAUUUAUUGAAACCCAUACUAUGUAGAGAAAUAAAACCUUUAAAUGAUCAAUUUGUUAUAUCUGUGAUAUCCAGUUGGUAUUUGGAACAUGGAGAAAAUGUAGCUAAUCUAGUUUCUCAACUAUUAAUUAGUAGAUGUCCAGUUGUAUCUCCAACUAAACGAAAACGUGGACAAGGACAGGGUUUAGGUUCUAGAGGUGGUGUAGCACCACCCAGUGCUGAGCGAAUACUUGGUCACAUGGAACGCAUUCGCAGUCGGGGUACUUGUCCUGUACUGUUUCGCGCUGAAGGAAUGCAAAAAGCUUUGCAAAUUGCACAAGCUGCAUGCACAGAUACACAGCGCAUGUUGUUUAGCAACCUUUUUCAGUUGCUUGAAGAGGAUGAACCACAUACACCAACAACCAAUAAAAAUUCAACAAGUGGUAAACGUGGUCGUAAAGCAGCUCCAACAUUUGGUAAUAGUAACAAAAAAAAUGCUAAGUCUGUGAUAAAAGACCUGUCGGAGAGCUCCGAAGAGUCUAGUGAAGAGGAAGAAGUUAUAAAACCAAGACAGACAAAAAAACGGAGAAAAAUAAAUGCAGUCGCAUCUGAUAGUGAUUGAUAUAAGGUAUCUUUACUCCAUGGUAGAAUCAUUUAUACUCUACCAUAAGUUAUACAGUGAUAAACAGACAUAGCUGUUUUCCAAAAUUUAAUUCCUCCCCUCCCCCAAUUUUAAUUUAAUUGUAAUAAUGUUAAAAACAAAUAUAUAUAU
Messenger RNA from Melanaphis sacchari, 4611 nucleotides. RefSeq names its product integrator complex subunit 3 (gene IntS3). The record is from RefSeq and is a predicted model, not a curated record. Gene Ontology annotation, cellular component: cytoplasm. The transcript is spliced from 16 exons. NCBI's taxonomy places the organism in Eukaryota, Metazoa, Arthropoda, Insecta, Hemiptera, Aphididae. Bases 1306 to 4461 code for a protein of 1051 amino acids.